Eurytemora carolleeae is the source of this 1786-nucleotide messenger RNA. Its product is annotated as RE1-silencing transcription factor. Gene Ontology annotation, cellular component: nucleus. Bases 22 to 1584 code for a protein of 520 amino acids. NCBI's taxonomy places the organism in Eukaryota, Metazoa, Arthropoda, Copepoda, Calanoida, Temoridae. The record is from RefSeq and is a predicted model, not a curated record. The transcript has 4 exons. Gene Ontology annotation, biological process: regulation of gene expression.
UCCUCUGUAUUUCAGGUAAAAAUGUUACCUUUUGAGACCUUGUGUAAAACAGAACGAAACAGUAGAAGAUUAGACCUUGUUCACCAACUUCAGUAUUAUGAAUGCUCAGCUGAAGAAAAAGGGAUCCUUCGAGAUAUUCUUGUUGAUAUACUCAACCUUCAACAUGGACUAGAGGAUAACCUUCUUGUUAUACAACAGAUCCAACAAGUAGAUCCAGGGACAGGAGAAGAUUAUAAAGAGCUGGCUUUAAAUACAGCUAGGCAGCAUAUUAUAGACAUUAAUUCAGUUUAUCAACAAGGACUAGACUGGUUAAAGAAUGAUCAAGCUUGUGAUACUCUAAGUUCAGCUUACAUUGAUGAAGAUAUUAAAGUAGUUCCUGAUAUAAACUUGGAUCUACUCUCUUCUGAAACCAAGAAUAAUAUAAAAAUUGUAGACCAAAAUAUGUCAGAAAAUGAGGAGUUACCUCCUAUAGAUCAAGGAGGAAAAGUACUUUCCUGUAAAUAUUGUAAAUAUUCUUCAUUUUCCAAAAAGAGCUUAAAAAGACACAAAGAAAUAAAACACAGCAUUCAGUCCGGGAAUAAACUUUCUUGUGAUACAUGUGAUUAUUCUUCUAGUUCUAAAUUGAACUUGAAGAAGCAUAAGAAAUCUAAACACUGUUUGAACUCAAAUUCUUUAAAGAAAGAAACAAUGGAAGUAAAAGUCGAAUUAUUAAAGACAGCUGGGGAGACGAAAAGAUCUUUUUCACCUGAUUUAUUUGAAUUCGGCCGAGGAUCCUUGGACGAACGAUUAUCACAGAUCCAUAAAAAGUAUCAAGAAGUAAAUUUAAGAUUAAAACAGCCCCAAAUGUAUAAAUGUGAACUAUGUGACUACACAACUGAAACUAUGUCAAGGUUAAAUACUCAUGAGAAGCUAGAUCAUGAACCUGAAUCUGAUCUUGAUCCUGCAAAUAUAGAACUGAAACAUAAUGAUACAAAGAUUGAAAAUAAAAUCUAUCUAUGUGAUCAAUGUACGUACACAACAUCAUCAAAGUUUAGUCUAAAGAAGCACAAAGAUAGCAUGCAUGACGGGGAACGGUUUCCAUGUGGAAAAUGUGAUUAUGUAGGAACACGUAAAAUAUAUUUACGGAAUCAUGUUAAGAGUAAGCAUGAUGGAAUCCGUUUUCCAUGUGAUAUCUGUGACUAUCAAGCGUUGGAGGAAUACACGUUGAAAAGGCAUAAAGAGAGAAAACACGGAACUGAACAGUUCUUCUGCGACCAAUGUGAAUAUUCUUCAACAAACAUGCAAGAUUUAAAACUGCACAUAGGAAGUAGACACGAAAAUGAGAAAUAUCCAUGUGAUAAAUGUGAUUACGUAGGAACUCUUCAUCGCUAUGUUCUAAAACACAUGCAAAGAGUGCACGGCGAAAAAAAACUCUACUCUUGUGCUAAAUGUGAAUAUGUAAAUGUUUGCAGAACUGCAUUAAAGAGGCAUACAGAAAGCAAGCACGAAGGAGUCAAGUACUCUUGUGACCAGUGUGAAAAUUCAUUUUCUGAACUUAGAAAUUUGCGUAGACACAUGAAAAGCAAACAUUGCGUAAUGAAAUAGUUCGUUAUUAAUCCUGAGUUUAUCAGUUAUAUUAUAUUUAUAUAUUACCCAUAUCACCCCCUACCUAAUUACACUACAUAAAGUUAAGUUCGAUAUUCGUCAUUGUUAAUUGGGUGUUAAAGUAAAUCGUAUUUUGCUCAACUCUUAAAUUUUGAUUUAAAACUUAAUAUUUAUAUCAUCUUUUUGGGCCCUCUCACCCUAA